GGCCGCCAGAGCCGCCAAGAUGGCGUCCGCCCUGGAGCAGUUCGUCAACAGCGUCCGGCAGCUCUCGGCCCAAGGGCAAAUGACCCAGCUUUGCGAGCUGAUCAACAAAAGCGGGGAGCUGCUCGCGAAAAACCUCUCUCACCUGGACACCGUGCUGGGCGCCCUGGAUGUUCAGGAGCACUCGUUAGGGGUCCUUGCUGUUCUGUUUGUGAAGUUUUCCAUGCCCAGCGUCCCUGACUUUGAGACGUUAUUUUCGCAGGUUCAACUCUUUAUCAGCACGUGUAACGGGGAGCAUAUUCGAUACGCGACAGACACUUUUGCUGGCCUGUGUCACCAAUUAACCAACGCUCUGGUGGAAAGGAAGCAGCCCCUGCGAGGAAUCGGCAUUCUCAGGCAAGCCAUAGACAAGAUGCAGAUGAACACCAACCAGCUGACCUCAAUACAUGCGGAUCUAUGCCAGCUCUGUUUGUUAGCAAAAUGCUUUAAACCUGCCCUCCCAUAUCUAGAUGUGGACAUGAUGGAUAUUUGUAAAGAGAAUGGGGCAUACGAUGCAAAGCACUUUCUCUGUUACUACUACUACGGCGGAAUGAUAUACACUGGCCUCAAGAACUUUGAAAGAGCUCUCUACUUCUAUGAACAGGCUAUAACGACUCCCGCCAUGGCCGUGAGCCACAUUAUGUUGGAAUCGUAUAAAAAAUAUAUCCUAGUUUCCUUGAUACUCCUUGGCAAAGUGCAGCAGCUGCCGAAAUACACCUCCCAGGUUGUGGGUAGAUUCAUUAAGCCCCUCAGCAACGCCUACCACGAAUUAGCACAAGUGUACGCCACCAAUAAGCCCUCGGAGCUGCGGGCGCUGGUGAACAAGCACAGCGAGACGUUCACCCGGGAUAACAACAUGGGCCUGGUGAAGCAGUGCCUGUCCUCGCUCUAUAAAAAGAAUAUCCAGAGGUUAACGAAGACAUUUUUAACACUGUCGCUACAAGAUAUGGCAAGUCGGGUGCAGCUCUCCGGGCCCCAGGAAGCUGAGAAAUACGUCCUUCACAUGAUAGAAGAUGGUGAAAUCUUUGCUAGUAUUAACCAGAAAGACGGAAUGGUCUGUUUCCAUGAUAAUCCGGAGAAAUAUAACAAUCCCGCUAUGCUUCACAAUAUUGAUCAGGAGAUGCUGAAAUGUAUAGAGCUGGACGAGAGACUGAAAGCCAUGGAUCAAGAGAUAACGGUGAACCCUCAGUUUGUCCAAAAGAGCAUGGGGUCCCAGGAAGACGAAGCAGGAAGCAAACCAUCCAGUUAUUCUUGAAAAUCACUUUUUUGUUUU
This is a messenger RNA of Euleptes europaea (tarantolino), 1309 nucleotides long. It is a transcript of the gene COPS3, whose product is annotated as COP9 signalosome subunit 3. The transcript is spliced from 12 exons. Gene Ontology annotation, cellular component: COP9 signalosome. NCBI's taxonomy places the organism in Eukaryota, Metazoa, Chordata, Lepidosauria, Squamata, Sphaerodactylidae. Gene Ontology annotation, biological process: ubiquitin-dependent protein catabolic process. Bases 20 to 1291 code for a protein of 423 amino acids. The record is from RefSeq and is a predicted model, not a curated record.